Messenger RNA from Ceratosolen solmsi marchali, 1270 nucleotides. RefSeq lists its product as uncharacterized. The record is from RefSeq and is a predicted model, not a curated record. The transcript has 4 exons. NCBI's taxonomy places the organism in Eukaryota, Metazoa, Arthropoda, Insecta, Hymenoptera, Agaonidae. The coding region runs from base 412 to 1023 and encodes 203 amino acids.
AGGAAGAGAAAAGGGGAGCGAGAGUCCGUGGGCACACAACUGCUGAAUGUAAAUUUCCGAGUCAUCGCAGCUAUGGUUAUUCGCUCUUUGACGCGCUUUCUUUCUCAACUUUCGUACGUGUCACGAGUGCUGAUAUUGCGGAGACAAAUCGUAGAUUCGAUAGUGACGGAAGCCUCCCACCACCCGUCGAACAUCAAACUUAUUUGCUUCUACUUCGCCUCACUUUCAGCACUUAAGUUUUACCUCGCGACUUUCUCAACAGUUGGCGCGCCCUCCUAAACUUCCAAUCCCAAAGUGGUUAACGCAAUCCUUAUCGUUCGAGCAAAUAAAACUCGAGGUUCUUAAUUUUUUCUUUUCCUUUUGCAAUUUUUUUCUCCCCCUCGUCUUACGUGGUCUCGCCUUUCCAUCAGGAUGUUGCGCAAAUAUAUUUACCAUUUAUUUCUGCUUUUCUCAUACGUUCGAAGUAGUCAAAGUAACCAAACAUUAAAAUUGAACGGAAAGAAGGAAGGUCUUCCGGGGCUGCCACUGGUGUACCCUAUAGGAGGAACACUUAAGCUGCUCGCCGGAUGCACCAUACCAAUCGCGAUGCCGGGCAGGAUCCUGAUCCACAGCCAGAAUAUCCAGUUUCAGUUCGCUCUGCCGCAGAAUGCGACGUUCUUCAGUAACUACUUCACGUCGAGGUCACUGCGCCGACGCCGGCAAAGUGAUAUCAUCCCGGAGCGCUCGAUCUUCUAUCAAUUUCUCGAGGAGGAGCUUCUGAGGAGAGGUAACCCUGGGAAGGAUUGCAUCAAAAGGAGCAUAUGCGAGUCCGCGGAGACGCCGCUGAGGGAUGACGGUCUCGUGGGCGAAAUCUUUCACGUUCUGCUCACACCGGACUACGGAGGAUUGCUCGGUGUCGACGAGGAAUAUGGAAAAGCUGCUGAAAUCGGAAGAAGGGGCGAUGACUGUUUAAAGACGUAUCCUUCUUGCCCAGAAGGAUUUGGAAUACUGGAUCGUAUUUCCAAGAUCUUCGAUCACGAUUAACGACCUUUGUUACUUCUUAAACAUCAAUCAUUUUAAGUUCGCACUUACCCUUUAUGGAUUACACGUGUAUAUGUUUUGUAACAUGAUAAUUUUUUGAAAAUAUAAUGUUUUCCAAUAAUUCGUAUAAUAACGUAGAGAAGAAUAAAGAGCUUCAAGUGUCAAAUUUUGGUAGGUACUUAAACUUUUUAAUUAAUACGAAAUUGUUGAACUUAACUUUGCUUAAUGUAUGUAGAAAAAAAUUAACAGA